AUGAGUUCGGUGGGUCGGUGCACAUUCAAUUUGCUGGAGCGGACCCGCCCCGCCCGCCCACAAAAUGGCGGCCGCCCCGCCCCGCCUGCGGGAGACGCUCCCGCCGUGUCACGCCCACAAAAUGGCGGCCGGCGGAGCGUCCUGUCUGCCUUGGGGCUGCCGGUCUGUCCCCGUCCCACGGGACACCCGGCCCCUGAACUGCCCGUGAUCCGCACUGCCCGGGGCUCCAGAGGAACGGGGAGCCCAUCGAGGUGUCCCACAGGCGGGCCCGCCAUGGAGCUGGGGCGGCUGGAGUACCUGCAGGCGCUCGUCACCGAGUUCCAGGUGACGGACAGCCCAGAGGCCAAGGAGCAGGUGCUGGCGAACCUGGCCAACUUCGCCUACGAUCCCAAAAACUACGAGUACCUGCGGCAGCUGCAGGUGCUGGAUCUGUUCCUGGAUAUGCUCACCGAGGACAACGAGACCCUCGUGGAGUUUGCCAUUGGUGGUCUUUGUAACCUGUGCCUGGAUAAAACUAACAAAGAGUACAUCCUGGAGGCCAACGGGGUGGAGCCCAUCAUCAACUGCCUGUCCAGCCCCAACGAGGAGACCGUGGUGUCGGCUGUCACCACGCUGAUGUUCCUCACCACGCCGCAGUCCCGGCACCAGACCACGGCCCUGCCCGUGGUGGAGUGCAUGCUCCGCUUCUCCCUCUCGGCCAACAGACGGCUCAGCAACCUGGCAACCCUGUUCCUGGAGGAUUACUGCUCGCCUCCGCAGGUGGAGGAGGCCAGGAACCUCAGCAAACACACGGCGCUGGGGAUCCCCCUCCCCAAGGACUGAAGCUGUUUGAGAGGGAAACCGCCCUCUGUUCUCACGUUCUGCUCAGCAGGUCAGGAGCGUGUCAAACACAUUAAAGAGGGAAGCUGGUCCUACCAGCACUGGGGUUUAGUUAACAAAGAUGAUGGUGCAGCACUACCAUGGCAGCUGGGCCGAGCAUGCAGCUAAAACUGCCAGCAAAUAUUUAAAAUAAAGCAGCUCAUGGCUGUUGGAAAGCAGUUUGCCAAGUGCAGCCCAGCACUCAGCUUGCACAGAUAACGCUUCCCAGCAGUGGGGGGUUUUCUGCUUGGGUUAUUGAGCAGCUUACAUCCCCUCCAGUUCCUGGCUGAUUUUGCUGCAGCUCUCCCCUUCAGUGUCAGUGACAACUGACACGGAGUGUCAACUCAAAUGACUUCAAAAUGUCACAGAAAUUUAUUCCUCCUGCAGAGAAAGAAGGUGUUUUCCUGCCGUGGCAGUUCACAAUCUUUCUCCAUCCCUGUGGAACUAGUUAUGCCACCCUCUUAUCGUGGCAUAGGCACCUGAGUCACUGCACAGGGCAGGCUGUAACUAUCCUUUAAAUCAAGAAGUGGAAAGUUGUUUUUCUUUCAUUACCACUGGUGAGGAAGGUGAAGAUUUAAAAAAAAAAAAUGGUUCACAGCAGUCUGGCUCAUGAGAGCUGCUGUCCUGUAAAACCUUCUCUUAAUAAAACAUUAACUUGAA
Molecule: messenger RNA, 1518 nt
Organism: Myiozetetes cayanensis
Lineage: Eukaryota; Metazoa; Chordata; Aves; Passeriformes; Tyrannidae
Gene: ARMC7
Product: armadillo repeat containing 7
Exons: 4
Coding region: 1-822 (273 amino acids)
Molecular function (GO): protein binding
Source: RefSeq, a predicted model, not a curated record